AUGUCUGUAGAAGAGUCAUCUGUUCCACUUACCAUAAAUAGUGUCAUAGCUGAAAGUAAUGAAGUUAAUCUUGAGAUCAACAAGGAAAUUAUCAUAGCUGGUCAAAAAACACAAGAAAAUGCUAAAGAAAAAGAGGAAGAGGGGUUCAAAACAAAGAAAAGGGAAAAAAUUUCAGAAGUGUGGAAUGAUUUUGACAUAGUGGAUGGAUCAAAGAAAGCUAAAUCUUCACCAUUCAUUCUUGCUUUGCAUUCUGGAAAAUUUGACAUGGAACAAAUGAGGGAGGCAACUGCUCAUUGGAUUAUGAUGCAUGAAUAUCCAUUCACCAUUCUUGAUGAAGAGGGGUUCAAUUUAAUGAUGAGGCGUGGAAUGCCUGAAUGGCAAAAAAUUAGUAGGACGACAUGCAAAGCAGAUUGUAUGAAAAUUUAUGAGGUUGAGAAAAAGAGGUUGAAGAAAAGUCUUGAGUGCAUUGAUAAAAUAAGUUUGACAACAGAUUAUUGGAAGUCGAAGACUCAAAAAAUUGAAUACAUGGUUGUCACUGGGCAUUGGAUUGAUUCUUGUUGGAAUUUGCAAAAGAGAGUUUUAAGUUUCAUUAACAUUCCACCACCAAGGGGAGAUCUUCAAAUUUCUGAUGCCAUUUUUAAGUGCAUGAAAGAGUGGGGUAUUGAAAACAAGGUUUUCACUAUUACUAUUGAUAAUGCUUCAAGUAAUGAUUUGGCCAUUUGGUACAUGAAAGAUACCAUUCAAAGAUCUAGAACAUUGGCAUGUGAAGGAAAUUUAUUUCAUAUUCAUUGUUGUGCACAUAUCUUGAACUUGUGCGUUCAAGAUGGGUUGAAGGAGAUUGAAGAUAUUAUUAGUAAUAUAAGGGAAAGUGUAGAAUAUGUAAAUCGUUCAGAGGCAAGACGUAUGCAAUUUACAGAGUGUGUGCAACAAUUGCAGUUGAAGGAUAAAAAAUUGAUUCAUGAUUGCAAAACUAGGUGGAACUCGACAUUUGAAAUGUUAAGUUGUGCACUCAAGUUCAAAGAAGUUUUUCAAAUGUUCAAAGAACGUGAUCACUUUUAUGGUUGCUUCCCUCAAGAAGAAGAAUGGAAUAAAGCUCAAAAGAUUUGCUCACUGUUGGAGGCUUUUUGGACAGCCACACACAUCAUUUCAGGUAGUGAGUAUCCUACUUCAAAUUUAUUUCUUCUGGAAGUUCAAAAAAUAAAGUCAUCAUUGGAUACUUAUGCACAACAUGAAGAUUUGUUUCUUAAGCAACUGGCUAGUAAAAUGAAAGAAAAAUUUGACAAGUAUUGGGGUGAUUGUAAUCUAUUGAUGGCUAUAGCUGUUGUGUUAGAUCCAACUAAAAAAAUGCUUGUUGUUGAGUUUUGCUUCCCUAAGCUUUAUUCUGAAUUAGAUGCCUCUAAUCAUAUCUCAAAAGUUAAGGAGAUAAUUAAUUCUCUUUAUGAAAAGUAUGUUGUUGAAGAAACUAAUAAAGGAGCGCCUCAUCCAUCUGAGUCUGAGAGUUUUGCUUCUUCAAGUGUUAAAAGAAAUCAACAAAGUUCUAUGUAUAGUUGGGAUGAUUUUGAUGACUAUUGUGCAAAAGUUGAAACUUCGGAGACUAAGAGAUCUGAAUUGGUAGAUUAUCUUGAAAAGGGUCAUCUUAAGAGGAAUGAGAUUCCUAAAUUUUUUUCAUGUUUAGAAUGGUGGAAGAUGAAUAGAAUGCAAUAUCCAAUAUUGUCAAAGAUGGCAGUUGAUAUUUUAGCUAUCCCAGUGAGUUCAGUGGCUUCAGAAGCAACAUUUAGUGCAGGGACGAGAGUUAUUUAUUCUUAUCGUUCAUUACUCUCUCCGGACAUAGUGCAGGCUCUUCUAUGUUAG
Messenger RNA from Zingiber officinale, 1851 nucleotides. RefSeq names its product zinc finger BED domain-containing protein RICESLEEPER 2-like. Gene Ontology annotation, molecular function: DNA binding; protein dimerization activity. The transcript has 2 exons. NCBI's taxonomy places the organism in Eukaryota, Viridiplantae, Streptophyta, Magnoliopsida, Zingiberales, Zingiberaceae. The record is from RefSeq and is a predicted model, not a curated record. The coding region runs from base 1 to 1851 and encodes 616 amino acids.